Brenthis ino (lesser marbled fritillary) is the source of this 1377-nucleotide messenger RNA. The record is from the annotation of a GenBank genome assembly. Lineage: Eukaryota; Metazoa; Arthropoda; Insecta; Lepidoptera; Nymphalidae.
AUGACAUUAAUUGGAUAUUUGGCUGGCGUGUUAUCUGCUAUUGUUAUGAAAUUGCACCCAGCGUCAGCAUCAUCAGUGUUGCUAAUACAUCUCGGAGCAGUGGGUGCCUUGGCUAGUGGCGCAUCGCUCUGCGGGGGAGGAGGAGCAUGUGCUUGUGGAGCUUUAUUACAUGCAUUACAUCCUUUGCAACUCUGGACAGUGUGCGGAUUGCAUGCAGAUCGCGCAGCCGCUAUCGCUGCACCUUUGCACUAUGCGGCUAUCGUGUCUGCGAGAAAGGUAAUUAUCUGCGUUGCCAGCAGUUGGAUCGCUCUUGCUGCCCUCCUUGCGCCUUUAGCGGCAGCUCAACCACCACUCGCCUACAGUAUUGGUUUUGGAAGCUGUGCACCCGACUGCAGUGCUGGACCAACAGCGUUAAGUUUCUGUCUUGUUUAUGCGUUGUUGACUCUAUUACUACCCACCGCACUUGUUCUAUUCUGCAGCUUAAAAAUACUUCGUAUAGCUCGAUAUCAUCGACACAGAAUAGCGGCUGCAAUAUACGAAGUUACUUUAUCCGCACAAGUUACCGUGACACAUCAGCGUAACCCAUUUUCUCCUCCGCCACCUCCUAGAAGACGAGCAUUAUCCGCUAUCCUGCAACCUCUGGGGUCAUUAGCAAUUCUGUAUUUUCCUUACUACUGUGUGUUAAUUUGGCCCGCUAUUUCUGUACCGCCACAGUCUCUUGCCGCUAUAUCAGCUGCCUUGAUAGCAGCAGCUCCACCUGUAAAUGGUAUAUUAUAUGGAAUCAGGAGUAGAGCUUUUAGAGACGCUCUACGGAAUUAUAGAAGAAAAAGAAUGACAAAAAGUGAAGUAACUCAGGAGAUUCAAGCACGAACCCCGAGCGCUUGUGGUUCAAGAAGACCUUCUUUAUCAGCCGGUUCAGGUUGCAUAAGGCCACCAACGACUCGUCGUCUAUCUGACGCAGCAGCAAUGGGCUCACGAGGAUCAGAGAGGCCUGCACAACGUGCAGCAUCCUGUAAUAUGUUACAAAAUUCUCAGGAGGAAGAACCAGCUAAGGCUAGAGCUUCUGCUAUACCUUUGAUUCGAGCUCCACCACACAUCGUUCUUGGCCGCGCCCUAGGACUUGAAGAAGGGAUGAGUAGAGAAAGGAGGCGCAGACAGUCGCCACGAAUUACGGUUACCCGCGCGAUGUCUGAUGAGAGUGAAUCGCCAUCGCGUCGUCCACUGUGCAGACAGCACUCGCGAUCAAGUGGUGCUCUCCUUGGUACAAUGUCCUGUUCUCCUGCACUAUCUGAGAAUAUUAAUAUUGAAAACGCUGCAGACGAACAGCUCCUCCUUACGUGGCCUCAGCGUACUCACGUUAUCAAACAUGAAGUUUUA